Messenger RNA from Striga asiatica, 2058 nucleotides. NCBI's taxonomy places the organism in Eukaryota, Viridiplantae, Streptophyta, Magnoliopsida, Lamiales, Orobanchaceae. The record is from the annotation of a GenBank genome assembly.
GUUAGGCGUUAGCUGAGGCCUGAGGGACACACAGAUAUUCUAUGGAGAUAGCAAAACCAGAGGGCCACAAUUGAGUAUUUGACGUACUGCGCAAUAAAAGCAGAGUUAGGCGUUAGCUGAGGCCUGAAGGGACACAAUUGAGUAAUUGACGUACUUGUGUUGUGUAUCUACUGCAUCCCCCACAAAUCUCCAUCUCUUGCAUACACACAUUUGCAGGUCAUCUUGUCUCAUCCUCAAACUCUAGACGGUUAAAAAAAAAAACAAAGCCGAUCAAUGGAGCUGCCUAAGAAUUCGGCCCAGGACCACGAAACCCAGCCCGCGAAACAGAUUUUCAUCUUAUCGGGUCAGAGCAACAUGGCGGGCCGCGGCGGCGUCGACAAGCACAAGCACUGGGACGGCGUCGUUCCACCAGAAUGCUCCGCCGACGCCCACAAAAUCUCCCGGCUCAACGCGCACCUCCAGUGGGAGGCGGCGCGCGAGCCUCUCCACCGCGACAUCGACACCAAGAAGACGUGCGGCGUGGGGCCGGGGAUGUCGUUCGCCAACGCGGUGAAGGAGCGCGUGGGCGCGGUCGGCCUCGUGCCGUGCGCCGUUGGCGGGACCGCGAUCAGGGAGUGGGCGCGCGGCGCCGAUCUGUACGAGAACAUGGUGAAGCGCGCCAAGGCGGCCGCGGCCGCCGGCGGAGAAAUCAAGGGGCUGCUGUGGUACCAGGGGGAGAGCGAUACGGCGUCGCAGCAGGAUGUGGAUUCGUACAAAGACAAUGUUGAAGCCCUAAUUCACAAUGUGCGCGCAGAUCUGGAUUUGCCAUCGCUACCCUUUAUUCAGGUUGCAAUUGCAUCUGGAGACGAAAAAUAUCUUGAGAAGAUAAGGGAAAUACAAAAGGGAAUUGAUCUGCCAGAUGUUGUGUGUGUAGACGCUAAGGGGCUGCCGCUGAAAGAAGAUAAUCUUCAUCUUACUACCGAAGCUCAGGUUGAGUUGGGCCGUAAGCUGGCGGACGCUUAUCUAACUCAUUUUCUGGGCUAAUAUAAAAUUUGGUCUGCUUCACUUGGAAAGCUCAUAUCAUUCAGGGAUAUGAAUGAGCUUUGAAUUGUGAUCUAGAGACUAUGUGCUCAGCCACAAGUCUGUGAGCUUGCAUAAUAUGUGCUUGAGAAUUCCACUAUUACUUUUUCUUUUGUUUUCAGCUGGUAUAAAUAAAUUUUACUAAUGCGGCAAAUCAUGCAUUGGGUGCACAAUAACAUGGCAAAUGUAUUUGUAUGGAACUGUAAUAGUGUAUGAUUUCAAUUGUUGUGUGUUACUGCUACUCAUUGUACUACUCUCUUACAAGUUACAAGUUGUAGUUGAGAUAUCCAAGCCUAACUUUUCACAGUUAAUAUUUAAUACGCAUCAAAUGAUUAAUUUUAAUCUUUUUACAUCAUGGACGAAAAAUAUUGCGGCAUAAUGGAGGGAUCAUGGAUGGUAUUUCCAUCAUAUUUGGACAAUUGUGGACUACUAACCAUGGAGUACAUAUAAGAGAAAAUUACUCCCUCAACGAGAGCUUCCAAAUUGGUGGGAGUGGUGGGAGGACAUUUGUGCUAGCUCUCUUUUCAUAAAGAUGAAGGAUAGAGUGAUUCUAUCUUUAUGCCUCAUGUGGAGAAUUUGGAAAGCUAGGAGCAACACAAUUUUCAUAAAUGAACCAUUUAGUGAGGAGAGAGUUGUUGCAGGAGCAAGGAAGGAUUGGCUGGAACUUUCUCAAAUUAUAGUUGAUGAUCAGAACCAGCUGGAGGAGGAAUCAUACACUGAUUACAAAAGGAGACAAUUUUCCAAGAAGACAGGGAUGGGAAAAAGCUUGAAGAAUGGCAGAAAGAAGAAGCUGGGGUAGAGGAUAUUCAGACUGAUGUAUUGCUUGCAGUAAGAGGAGCUUUGAUGGGAGCUUCUAGAAGAAAAUGGCAAAACAUUCUGUGCAGUAUUUCUGAAUAUGACACUUUACUACAGCUACAGGCCAAAAAGGAAAUUAAAUCUUCUUUAUCUGGGGUGUUUGAGGAUAUUUUGCAGCUGUCCAAGAGCUUUGAUUUCUGUAUA